AUGAUAAAGUUUGUGACGGAGAAAAUUUUGAAGAUAAGACAGCCGCAAGCGAUAUUUUUGAUAUGGGAAGAGUACGCGAAGACGGCGAAGACCGGCCGCGAUCCGUUGGAAUUCUGCAAGCGGUUGGUCCCAGUUGCUCAGUUUCCUUACUUGCAUGGAUUUUCCUGCAGAUUCCGUUAUAAUUUGGCGCCGAAACUGUACAAAAUGAACAAAACAGAGGAUCGCAACGCGGAGACCAAAGUGCUCACUCUGUUUGGUUUGAGAAUUCCGCUCCGCAGUUCUUUUCUGGAAAAGUUGCGAUCGGACGGGUCGGAGGUGAAGGUGGACAAGUUCGGAAGGAUCGAAUUGUACAGGGAUCACAAGAACGGCGGUCUCGAGUUGAUUUCGCGAAACGAAGAGAUGCUGGAGAAGAUUAGAGUGCUCAUGACUUUAUAA
This is a messenger RNA of Caenorhabditis sp. 36 PRJEB53466, 435 nucleotides long. Lineage: Eukaryota; Metazoa; Nematoda; Chromadorea; Rhabditida; Rhabditidae. The record is from the annotation of a GenBank genome assembly.